Girardinichthys multiradiatus is the source of this 7933-nucleotide messenger RNA. It is a transcript of the gene ltk, whose product is annotated as leukocyte receptor tyrosine kinase. The coding region runs from base 177 to 4709 and encodes 1510 amino acids. Gene Ontology annotation, molecular function: ATP binding; protein binding; transmembrane receptor protein tyrosine kinase activity. Gene Ontology annotation, cellular component: signaling receptor complex; membrane. The transcript is spliced from 29 exons. The record is from RefSeq and is a predicted model, not a curated record. Gene Ontology annotation, biological process: regulation of cell population proliferation; multicellular organism development; positive regulation of kinase activity. Lineage: Eukaryota; Metazoa; Chordata; Actinopteri; Cyprinodontiformes; Goodeidae.
CAGCAUCAGUGGAGAACAGCAAUAUUGCGCAACUUGGAGAAAUAACUCCACAGUCCGUCCGGAGGAGCGCGCAAGUGUUCGUCUGCUGAGGCGCGUCCAGGUCCGGGCUUUGAUGAGGGAGUGAUUGAACCAGGACCACCCCUCGCUGACGCUGUGCAGCCGAAAACAGGAAAGUCAUGGAUUUUAGGAGAAAACAUCUCCCCGUCGUCAUUUUGUUAAUAAGCAGCGCCUGGCAGACUUUUUCUGACACGAAUGCUGAGGAGAAGUUCACAGAUGAGUUUCUGCCCCACCUGGAAGAUGACAACCAACUUACCUCUUGUGACUUUGAGUCAUUGUGUUAUUGGACUUUAACACACAACGGCACUCACAGUGAGUGGUCAGUGGUUUCACCCAAGCAGCUCAAAGGCACUAAGGCCAGGAUGACACCUGCAAUUGAUCACUCAGUGGGACAAUCUGAAGGGCACUUCCUUCUUCUGAGCUCAUCUGAUGCUGGGAAAUGUGAACACCAAAUAACAAGUCCGGUCUUGCCUGGAAGCAGCAGACAGUGCUUCCUGCAGGUGGCUCUCUAUGAGGCUGGGCCGACCAUGGGUAACCUAACGGUCUUGAUCAAACCAGUUCUGUCAGAUUUGGUUGUCCACUCGGAGGUUCUCAACCACAGGAGACCAGACACCCACAGGGAUGAGUGGCAGGUUCACAAGGCUAUGAUUGGUCAGAUGGAUGAACCGUUUCAAGUGACCCUGCUCUACACUUCCUGUGUGGGUGAAGGUGGAGUCAGUGUGGCUCUGGACUCUCUGGAUUUUAUAGACUGUGUGUCAGGUGAUGAGGCAGAAGACCUGAAUGCCAUGUGUGGAAAAUCUUUUCACUGUGUAAACUCGGAUGUAUGCAUCGAUCAGAGCCAAGUGUGUAACUUCCAUACGGACUGUCCUCUGGGAGAGGACGAGGGGUCGAUCUGUGAUGCUCUCCCCUUUGGCUCGUACUGCUCUUUUGAGUCGGAUUCAUGCGGCUGGUCCGCAUCCAGGCAGCGCUCAGGAUGGAGGAGAGUCGCUGGAGAUGAGCUUCUGGAGAAACAAGACAUGCAGGGGGUCACUCUUCAGCGCACACCAGGGCACUUCUUGUACCUGCAGGUUAAAGAGAGUAAUUCCUUUCCAGAAGCGUUCAUUCAGAGCUCCUUUUUCCCACCUCCGAUCUCCUCUACUGGAUGCCAGAUGCAUUUCUCUCUCUACUUGUACGGAACAUUUAAUGGCUCUUUGCAAGUUGCCAUCGAGGAAAAUGGGACCGCUGAUGUGCCUCUUGCCUGGGAGCGACAAGGCCAGUCGACAGACGACUGGGAAGCAGUUGCACUGAAGCUGAUUGGCCUUCAUCAUGGGUUCUACGUCAACGUGAAAGCUGUGUGGGGACAAGGCUCCAGCGCUGAUAUCGCUUUCGAUAAUAUUGCCAUCGGAGCAGCCUGCUUUAAUACAGAUCUCAACUCGCUGCUCCAAAUGCCUGACUUUGAUUUCCUGAGCCCCCUUCCUGAGCCUUCAGUCACAGAAGUCUCUCUGAUGACAUGGUGGUUCAACUCAUGUGGUGCCAGUGGCCCCAACGGCCCAACCCAAGCCCAGUGUGACAGCACCUACAGGAACAAAAAUGUUAGCGUCACUGUGGGGAAGGAGGGCCCCUUGAAAGGAGUCCAAAUGUGGAAGGUCCCGGCUACCAACCAAUACCUUGUCUCAGCCUAUGGGGCUGCAGGAGGAAAAGGUGCCAAAAACCAUAACAAGCGCAACCACGGAGUGUUCAUCUCUGGCAUUUUCCCUCUGGAAAAAGGAGAAAUUCUUCACAUAUUGGUGGGACAUCAGGGAGAGGACGCUUGUCCUGGGAGAAAUCCACGUACACAGAAAAUAUGUCUGGGAGAGUCGUCUAUGAUUGAAGACAGCCGCAGGUCUGACAGCGGUGCAGAGCGAGCAGGUGGAGGUGGCGGCGGGGGAGGAGCCACUUAUAUCUUUAAGAUGGAGGGCGGUGAGCUGGUUCCUUUGCUGAUUGCAGCUGGUGGCGGAGGAAAUGCCUACCUGGAGGACCCAGAGUCUAGUCUGGACCAGAUGCCUCUGGAGCAGUUUGAAAACAGCACCGCAGCCCGUGGUACCAACGGUCAAACUGGUGCAGCAGGUGGAGGUGGUGGUUGGAAGGACAGCCCCAGUCCUCAUCUGAGCGCCGGCAGAUCUCUGGUGGAAGGUGCUGUGGGAGGGUCUUCAUGCCCCCUGGCUCUGUCUAAGCUCAGCUGGUCAACUUUUGGGGGAUUUGGAGGUGGAGGUGGAGCCUGCACAGCAGGAGGUGGAGGAGGAGGAUACAGAGGAGGCGAUGCUGCCCUGCCAGACGAUAUCACAGCCGACGGUCAGAACGGUGUUUCAUUCAUACAUCCGAUGGGAGAAAUCUUCUUACAACCUCUGGCAGCCAUGGAGGGUCACGGCGAGUGUGAGAUCAAGGUGCAGCUGAAUUGCAGCCACUGUAAGACGCAGAGCUGCAAACGCGAAGAAGACACCCAUCGUGUUCUUUGUCUCUGCGACGAUGAUGAAUUCCUUGCCAGUGACAAUGUAACAUGCAUUAGUGCUAUAGCUCCGCAGAGCCCCGUCCCUCAGGGCCAGCUGUCCACCUCGCUGAUCCUGGCUGUCGUGGUGGCCAUCAUCGUGAGCGGAGUGGCUUUGAUCUGCUCCGGCGUCAUCCUCAUGUGGUACCGCAGGAAGAACGACCUGCACGCAGUAAGGCGGCGUCUGCAGAGUCCAGAGUACAAGCUGAGCAAGAUCCGUUCAUCCACCAUCAUGACGGACUACAACCCCAACUACUGCUUUGCAGGCAAGGCUGCCUCGCUUAGCGACCUAAAGGAAGUUCCACGCAAGAACAUCACCCUUCUCAGGGCUCUCGGUCAUGGUGCAUUUGGUGAAGUCUACGAGGGACAGAUCCUGGGAAUGAGUGCUGAUGGCAGUCCCAUGCAGGUGGCCAUAAAGACGCUUCCAGAAAUCUGCUCCGAGCAGGAUGAAAUGGACUUCCUGAUGGAGGCUCUGAUUAUGAGCAAGUUUAGCCACCUGAACAUCGUCCGCUGUGUCGGCGUCAGUCUGAACAUCCUGCCUCGCUUCAUCUUGCUCGAACUGAUGACCGGAAGAGACAUGAAAAGCUUUCUGAGGCAGAACAGACCACGAACGGGCCAGAUCUCUUCUCUCACCAUGUGGGACCUGCUGCAGAUGGCCAGAGACAUCGCCUGUGGCUGCCUAUAUCUGGAGGAGAACCAGUUCAUCCACAGAGACAUUGCUGCCAGAAAUUGCCUGCUUACCUCCCCCGGACCAGACAGAGUGGCCAAGAUUGGAGACUUCGGCAUGGCUCGAGACAUUUACAGGGCCAGUUACUACAGGAAAGGUGGUCGGGCCAUGCUACCAGUCAAAUGGAUGCCGCCGGAGGCCUUUAUGGAGGGAAUCUUCACCUGCAAAACCGAUACUUGGUCAUUUGGAGUACUGCUCUGGGAAAUCCUCUCUCUGGGCUACAUGCCUUACCCUUGUAAAACCAACCAAGAGGUUCUGGAGUUUGUCACCAGCGGAGGCAGAAUGGAUCCUCCAAAGGGAUGCCCAGGACCUGUCUAUCGGCUAAUGACCCAGUGUUGGAAGCACUGUCCCGAUCACCGGCCCAAUUUUGCCACCAUCCUGGAGAGAAUUAACUAUUGCACUCAGGACCCUGAUGUGAUAAAUACCCCUCUGCCUGUUGAGUAUGGCCCCAAUACAGAAGAUGAUGUCAGCACAGUGAUGCACCCCGCUGCCCCCACCUCAGCCAGUCUCACUCCUUUACUGGUGUCACGCCCUGUUUGCAAAGAUUCGUCCUCCCUGCUCGGUUUCUCCCCCAAGGGCUUCAGACCCCCAAUUCCUCCCCCACAGCCCACCAAACCUCACCUUCUGCUACAGAGAACCCAACCUGUUCAUCAAGAAGUGACUUCGUGCUGUGAAAUACUGGAGCCGUCCUGGGCUGAAACCAUUCCUGCCCCUGGUUUGUCAGCCGUAGCAAAUUCUCUACAUCCUGAGCCUCCUCAUCACCAUCCCUGCUCCAGAAAUAGCUCCUCCUCAGGGAGUCAAAAGCAGAAAAACAGGACCAAGAACCUUUGGAACCCAACAUAUGGUUCCUGGGUGCUGGAAAGCUUCAGGCCGAAGAAAACACUGGCUCACACUCAGUCCAUGCCGCUCUCAAGUUCCACCCCCAACCCCCAGUCUUGCAACUCGACUGCAGAGAACAACAAAGCUGUUUGUGGUGGAACCAGCAGCACCUACCUCAGCCCAGCUUUAUCUCCAGCCUCCCAGGUUCAAGCUGCACCGUCUGCUCCUUCCCACAAGGCCUCAGCAGGGUGCACCACUAAAGCUGGGGUGGACCUGGCUAAACUCCAGAGUUUCCCCUGUGGAAAUGUCAACUAUGCCUACGAUGAGCAGAGCUAUGAGGCAGAGAGCCUACCCCUGGUGAAGCCCAAAGCCUCAGAAGUCAUCACAAGCCGCAGCAGUACUCCGAGCGUUUCACCAGGAACCGGCCUGGGUGUGGUGCUGGGGUUCAGCAGCGCGUCAGCUUGCAUGCCUAAACUUCAGCUGAAACGCCACGCCAGCUAUGGACACGAGGACUUGAGAAGACACGUUAAAACAGAGAAACUCAGUCGUGACCGAGACUCUGGCUUUUCUCUGUCUGAAGACCUGAGUGCUGCACACAUCUAGAAAUCUGCACGUGGCCGCAGAGACGUUGGUUCCGAUUAAAUCCACCAGCUGGAUGAUGAGAACUGCACAAGAUCAAAUGACUGCAGCUGUAUGAUAUGCUGGAAAACUCAACGAAAUGCUGACAAUUAACACUUUUCUGUAUUUUUUUACAGUCACUGCUGUACUCGGCACCCUUUCCUGGGCUUCUGGUAUAGAGGUAGCUAAACACAAAUGCUGAAAAACCGAUUCUGAGCAGCUCGUCGUUUGAUUUUCACUACUACGUAGCCAUCUUUUUAUCCUACCUUUGUUUCAUGAUAGCUUUGGCAGAAAAUCUGUACAACCUCAAGAGGUUUUGAGUGAAGGAGUUUUAAGGUAGCAAUGUUUAGGAAAUACUGACAUCUAGUGGUCAAAAAGAGAUUUCAACAAUCCAAUUUCACAUUAUGGAGCUACAAAUUGCAUCUGUAGUUAUGGUUAAAAGCUAAUAAAUACACACCUGAUCUGGUUUUUACCAGAUUCUAAAAUUCUUUAACAGGCAACAGAUUCCAGUCAUUAUUUACUGAAUAGAGACGAAGCCAGAAUGAAAAACCUUGUGAAAUAAACUGCUAAGUAUAUACAAAUCACAGAAUUUAGAGGAUUUGCUUUCUUCUUACCAUCGCUUAUAUUGGUACCUUAAAUUACCUACUGAGAAGAAAACAAUUGUUUUUCAAAUUUUACUUUCAUCUAUGUAAAGCCAAACUUUAUUUCUUCCUAUUUUUACUUUUUUAUGUUAUUUGUUUUUACAUCAUUUAAGUUUAUGAUCCCCAUUCCAGUAGUUUUUCUACAUCUGAGCAGAUGCUGCUAGUUGCAUCUUUUUACAUCUCUCACAUCUUCCCUUGAGAUAUAUCUACUGAUGUUUUUCUUCUUUUGUUGUUGUAGAUGAUUCAAAAAUAACAAGGACUGGAAUUUAUGAAAGCAACACUUUACCAAAGUUCAUUAGAUCUGCACCUGGGUUUUUAUUGUGGUGCUGUGCUCACCUUAACCGUAGGUCUACACCCAGCUCCAGUCAGAGGUUUACAUCCACUUGUCAUCAACAAGGAUGUCCAACUGAUUCUCAGCUUUUACUUUCUGACAUAAAACUGUAAAAUUGCGUGCACUGAUUUGAAUUCAUUGUGGAUUUCUUUACAUUCUCAAAGGAUUCAAUUUGCACAUACUGGCUAAGAUUCAGCAUUUGUCUUUAAGAAAUGUUGAAAAGGAAGGAUCUUUUAACUUGACAAUGCAAAGGUCUCUUAAUUUCUUGUUUGUCAUCAUGACUAAGUGCAGCUGGUGAUUUCUCUUUGCAACAUAAGGUAGAUUUGUUUGACAAAAUGUAUUGGACUCACUUUUAAGGGACUAAGAGAUUAACAGUCCAUAAAAUAGCACACAAGUAAAAGUUAUUCAAAUGUCCAUUAUGAGACAGAACCAAACUGGGAUGGAAGGACAUUGCCUUGGAUGUUCAGGAACUGGCCCCGAACUGGAAACUCCUAGAGGACCAGUGUCAUGGUUAAAGCAGUUUCACACCACCAUGGACUGAGAGAGUGUCAUUCAAGGAACAAACCCCUGCUCCAAAAUCAACACCUUAAGGCUGAUAUGGACAAAAAGCUCAACCCCUUCUCGUGAAAGGUUUGAUGGUCAGACGAGACAAAGAUUAGUUUUGAUGACAAGAAGAAUGUUUGGAUUCAAAAGGAGGCUUAAAAACCUAAGUACGCCGUACAGAUUGUUAAGCAUGGUGGUGGUAGCAUCAUGCUGUGGGACUGUAAAACUGCUACUUUUACUGGUGUUUUGCACUACGAGGGUCAAGUGAACAGCUGGAUGGUUGAAACAAGUUUACCUGGUUCAUUGUUUGUAAAAAAAAAAAUGCAGUCCUAUAUUUUAUAAUUGCUUCAACCUAAAAAAGAAAGUUUAAAAAGCUCUAAAUUUAUAUUAUAUUCAUGCCCACGAAAAUGUGUGUCUGUAAACCUCUGACCAGAACUGUGUUUGCUUAGUUUAGGAAGGUUGCCUUUGACUGGAAACAUUGAAGUUAUUCAGCCAUUAAUGAAAUACUUGAUGAAUGUUUGGAUGAAUGCUCAGACUUCAUGUCCCAAUGUUUCCUUCAGAUGAUGUGAUUUAUAAAUUAAUGGCUGAAAAUUGGCCUUGCAGCUGUGAACAUACACACACACACACACACCAUAUACCAAUCAAACUGUUGCACGUUAACGCAGUCGUACAUAAUUAAAUACAGACAUAAAAUGUCAAAAUCCUAUGUCAUUAUUUGUAUUUCAAUGCUAUUUUUAUUCAUUCAAUUUGUUUUUGUACCAUAUUUUAAAUAUGUUAACAGUAUAUUUCAUUUGUUGAAUAUUUAUUUGAUGUGGCUAUAGUCUGCAGCACUGUUCUAUGUUUUAUGUUCAAACCUGCUGAAAUUAGUGACUCUGUUUCCAAUUCAACCUAAAAAUACUUAGAAAAACUGUAAUAUUUUUUUAUUACAUUUUAUCUCAUCCUCACCUAUUUUUCUAAGAUGUCUUUUCACAUACUGUAAACUACAGAUGCCUCAAGCAGAAAUGCAGACCUGCGCUGUGCUCUGCUUGUUUUGUCCUCAGUAAUCAUCAUAACAUUUUUAGAGAAUGCUGCACUUGAGCAGAGAUUCAUUUACAUUCAUAUUUGCUUAGCCAGUAGCUUGUUAGCUUAACGCAGCUGUGAAAAUCUUUAUUUUUAUACUCAUGUCUGUACACUGGACUAACUCUUUACAUUUUGUAAGUUGUGUUAUUGUUAAUGUUGACUUUGUAGUAGAUCACUGCCAUUAGACACUGCUUGUGCACUGCUGGUUUGACCAGUAGGAGGAAACGCAGUAUUUAGAUUUUGAGUUUAUUGUUUAAUGUGACAAGUUUAUUAGUUUUAUAAUUUAUAACCUCAACUCUUUCUCUCAUUUAUUUUAUCAUUUGAGGUUUAUAUAGAUCUUCUUUAUAAAUUGUGCCCAGGCUUACCAGUAUUAGUGUCCUUAUUUCCAGCUGUUGACUUGUAAAUAAAAUCUUUAAAAAUCUGUAAACCUGCUGGUGAAUCUCUAUAAAAGCUGCUUGUUCUAUGGAAGUCAUAUUUGAUCAAUUCUGGAUACCUUUUAGGCCAAACUCCCUUUAAAUUAAUGUAUUUUUAUGACAUGAUGGAGGCUCAACCUGUAAUCCAAAUAUGUUCAACACAAUUCAUUGACUUAAACCUUUUUUCCUCACCUACACAAAUAAAUCAGAAUAUUUAUCCUA